AUGCAUUCAACCAGUAUUCAUAAAGUAAUCGAUCGAAUGAUUUCUUUCUUUCAUCGUAUCGGUAUCUGGCAUGGAGUAGACAGACCUACAGUUAGACAAGUCGGACUGAAGUCAUUCUAUAGCAUCUAUUACGUGUUUUAUCCCACUUCGUUUCUGGUUGGAGCAAUUACCAACGAAACAGUAGAUGACAGUAUUUUGCUAGUGGAAAUAUCACUUCUCGCCGCAGUUCUGACUAUUAAAAUUUGGAUUUUGCUUUGGAAACAGACGGAAAUUAUGGAGUUGCUAGAUCGAAUGUGUGUCUUCUCCAUUCGAAAUCACGAGGACGUAGUAUUUUUCAAUGAAAAAGUGGAAAAUUUCAUCAAAUUUGUGGUGGCAUUCGCAUGUGCUACAAUCGUUGUCACAUUAGGAUGUUCAGCUUUUCCAUUUUUUGGAAGUACGAAGUCUCUUCUUGUGGAUAUUGCGUUUCCAUUGGAUUGGAAAAAUAGUGAAAUUGGAUUUUGGGUGGCGUACAUUUUCUUCACUACCGAAAAUAUUGUAACAUUCCUGGCAAUGGCGUUUUCCGUUAUAGUUUGGUACUUAUUGCUGCUGUGUUCUUUAAGAUAUAAAAUUCUAGGAAUGGAAAUAAGAAACGUGGGACGAAUCACAGGUGACGGUAAAGUAAAACUAUUGGAAAAGGAACAACAGACAAUUUUCUAUCGGGACUUAGUGGCGUCGAUUGAAGCUCAUCUUCAUUUAAAAGGAUUGAUCGACGAGGUGGAUUCAUUUUUAUCGAAACUUUUUCUAUUGCAACUCGCCACCAGUGGCCUAUGUAUUUGCGGUUCAAUUUACUGCUUGGCAUUCGAUAUUGGUGACAACAUUGUAGAACGCCUUGUUCAUGUCUAUACGUUCUUUUAUGGCAUUUCUGAGUUACUUAUGAUAACGUACUUCGGGAAUGAGAUUAUGUUGGCAAGUAAUCUUACAUACAGUCUCUUUGAAACGAAAUGGAUCAGACAACCACAUUCGACCAAGAAAUGCAUAAUCAUUUUUGGAGAAUAUUUGAAGCGAUCGCAUGAGAUGCUAAUCGGUAAAUUGUAUCCGUUAACUUUGGAAACAUUUACUAGGAUUUUAAAUUCAGCUUACACCUUGUUCAACAUUUUGAAAAAUUUCAAAGAAUAA
Bradysia coprophila is the source of this 1155-nucleotide messenger RNA. RefSeq names its product odorant receptor 94a-like. Gene Ontology annotation, molecular function: olfactory receptor activity; odorant binding. NCBI's taxonomy places the organism in Eukaryota, Metazoa, Arthropoda, Insecta, Diptera, Sciaridae. Gene Ontology annotation, cellular component: plasma membrane. The record is from RefSeq and is a predicted model, not a curated record. Gene Ontology annotation, biological process: detection of chemical stimulus involved in sensory perception of smell; sensory perception of smell.